AUGAAGUCCAUCUUUGUGAUAUCGAGCCAGAUUGUGUUUGCUUUACUUGCAAUUCAAGUUAUUUCAGCUCCUCUUCCCAAUUCGCAAUCCCUCGAAGCUCGCAACAAAUGGUGCCAGGCCGCCGGUAUGCCGUGCUUCAAGGAGAGAGAGACCGAAGAUGCCCCAGCAAUCGAAGAGGCCCCAGCAGUGGAAGAGGCCCCAGCAGUCGAAGAUGCUGAACCAACCGACGAUCUUGAAGCACGCAACAAAUGGUGUCAAGCCGCUGGUAUGCCGUGCUUUAAGGAAAGAGAGACAGAAGAGAUCCCAGCAGUCGAAGAGGCCCCAGCAGCCCCAGAGGCUGAACCAACCGACGAUCUUGAAGCGCGCAACAAAUGGUGUCAAGCCGCUGGUAUGCCGUGCUUUAAGGAAAGAGAGACAGAAGAGAUCCCAGCAGUCGAAGAGGCCCCAGCAGCCCCAGAGGCUGAACCAACCGACGAUCUUGAAGCGCGCAACAAAUGGUGUCAAGCCGCUGGUAUGCCGUGCUUCUAG
Messenger RNA from Talaromyces rugulosus, 528 nucleotides. RefSeq lists its product as uncharacterized. Bases 1 to 528 code for a protein of 175 amino acids. The record is from RefSeq and is a predicted model, not a curated record. NCBI's taxonomy places the organism in Eukaryota, Fungi, Ascomycota, Eurotiomycetes, Eurotiales, Trichocomaceae. The transcript has a single exon.